GUCCCUGGUCCCUCCUCUUCUCACCACCUCCCCCCCCCCAAAGGGCCCAAUUCACCACCUCUUUCUCUCCUUUUCUUGCCUGGCUCUUGCUCUUGAUCCUGAAUCUCUUCUUUCAGGCUCAUCCUCCCCUUCGUUCCCUCAUGUUCACGUUCGUGUCCUUGGAUCGCCCCUCAACCCUCCCAUGACCCGACCACGAGCCUGAGCCUCAGCUUCUUCUCUUCGUCCCUCUUCGCAAUCCUUCUGCCUCCUCUUUAAUUCGCUGGCACUUUAUCCACGUCGAGCAGCUCCACGCCGGCUUGCCUGACUUUGUGUUCGAGAUCACGCUCGUUAUUCAGCAUAUAUUGGUUGUAGUCUUUUUGUCGUGUGCUCUCCGGACCUAGACAACCCCCCUCCCGCGCGAAAAGCCCCCGUCGAGCGAGCCCUCCCCGUUCGUCGCAUAUCCUAUUCUGGCUUCCGCUCCUCCAGACUCGCCACGACUCCCAGUCGCGCCCGUCCUUCCAGUCCCGGUCGCCUGUCUUUGUUCGAAAUCACGGGUAGAGAGACUCGCUGUCGUCCAAUUGUCGUCAUCUCCCGACAUUAUACUCUACCACUCGGUUCUUGACUCGCUGGAUUUUGGGCCGCCCGUCCUUUGACCGCCUUCGCGCCUCGAACUCUUUUCUUGGAUCCUCCUGCCUCGAGUCCUGUUCCCCACCGUCACACUUCGGCCUGAACAGCUCCAACAACCUCAAUUGCAUAUACGGCAUACAAUUGUAUUCUUCGACUUCCUGGGUGCGGCUACGUCUCUUCGAACCCGGCUUGUCCUGUGAAUUCUGAACAGCUUCAAGCUUUUUCACACCUGUGUCAACGCCGGUUGUGGAAUUUUGAGAUACCCCUUUGUACUUCAACGGAGCGUCCGCGCACCCUCAUUAGCAUCUCGACCAGUGCCUUCUCGCAGGGGCACUUUUAUCCUUCAAAACGGCUGUUCUAUCUCAAGUCGGUCGGGACAACCUUGUCCCACCUCAUCUCCUCGGGAUGCAGGACCAUAACCCCGGUCCCAUCGGCCAGGCCGGUCCAAGUGGUGGCCAGGGACGCUUCCCUGGUCACAUUUCGAAGCCUUCGAACAGUGAUACUGGGUUCUCUCACGGCGCUUUCACUUCUAACAUAUCUGGAUUCGCCGACAGACACCCCCGACGCGGCAACAUCCCUACGAUCAACACGCAGAGCAUCAACUCACAGAAUGUCCACCAGCAGCCCCAGCCCAACGUGGCUGACCUGACCACCCCCGGCACCGCCUUUGAUAUGCAGUUCACGCCUCUCCUGCCCUCCCAGCUGCUGCUCGGAAGUCCUUUCCAGCCUGGCACGCCGGCCGCUUUCGCCAAUGGCCAGUUCCAGAACCUGAAUGCCUACCAGCAGGCUCAGCAGGUCCAGCAGAACGGCAUGUCGAGUCCCGUACAGCAGCCAAUGUCUCCUGGGGGCUAUGUCUCCCCCUCGACCUAUGGGGCUCCUCAGUUCUUUUCUCCCCAGUCCCCUACUGCAGGGUACAGCACCAUGGGCGGCCAGAUGCAGAUGCCGAUGAACCCUGGCUCUCCCACCAUGAGCCCAGUGGUCAGCGGGACCAGCCGUACGGUCUACCUCGGGAACAUCCCCCAGGACACUCCGGCCGAUGAGAUCCUGAGCCACGUGCGCAGUGGCCAGAUCGAGUCGGUCCGCCUGCUUCCUGACAAGAACUGUGCCUUUAUCUCCUUCCUGGACGCCAGCUCCGCAACCCACUUCCACUCUGAUGCCAUCUUGAAAAAGCUCUGCAUCAAGGGUCAGGACAUCAAGGUCGGCUGGGGCAAGCCGUCUCAGGUCCCCACGUCUGUUGCACUUGCAGUGCAGCAGUCUGGUGCUUCUCGGAAUGUGUACCUCGGCAACCUGCCUGAGGAGAUCACCGAGGAGGAGCUUCGUGAGGAUCUUGGCAAGUUUGGUGCCAUCGAUACUGUCAAGAUAGUCCGUGAGAAGAACAUCGCGUUCAUCCACUUCUUGUCUAUUGCCAACGCCAUCAAGGCCGUUUCUCAACUCCCACAGGAGGCAAAGUGGCAGGCACCGCGACGAGUUUACUACGGAAAGGACCGUUGCGCUUAUGUCUCCAAGACGCAACAGCAGAACGCCGCGCAGUACCUUGGCAUUGCCCCCGGGUAUGCUCACAUGCUGACCGGUGCUGACCGUGACUUGAUAUCCAGUGCCCUGGCCCAGCAGUCUGUGGCUGCUGCUGCUGUUGCCACUACCGCUGGCGGCAUCAACAACCUCGGAAACAGGACCAUCUACCUCGGCAACAUCCACCCCGAGACCACCAUCGAGGAGAUCUGCAACGUCGUGCGAGGUGGCCUGUUGCACCACAUUCGGUAUAUCCCGGACAAGCACAUCUGCUUUGUCACCUUCAUCGAUCCCACCGCGGCCGCUUCUUUCUACGCUCUGAGCAACAUUCAGGGCCUCAUGAUACACAACCGCCGGCUGAAGAUUGGCUGGGGCAAGCACUCUGGCGCUCUGCCCCCUGCGAUUGCCCUGGCUGUUAGCGGCGGCGCGUCGCGGAACGUGUACAUUGGUAACCUGGACGAGAGCUGGACCGAGGAGAGGCUGAGACAGGACUUCUCUGAGUACGGCGAGAUCGAGCUGGUCAAUGCUCUGCGGGAGAAGAGUUGCGCAUUUGUGAACUUCACCAACAUCGCCAAUGCUAUCAAGGCCAUCGAGGCUGUGCGAAGCAAGGACGAGUACAGGAAGUUCAAGGUCAACUUCGGCAAGGAUCGAUGCGGCAACCCGCCACGACAGCUCCAGCAGCAGCAGCAGCAGGCUCAGUCUCCUCGUAACGAGGUUCCCUCGCCACAGGGCCAGGGUGCACAGGGUGGAUCCCCGACCAAUGGUCAGCCGGGCUUGUUCACGCAGAGCAACCCCCUCACCAUCUACUUGAACCAGGUCUCUCAGCAGGCCCAGCACCAGCACCAACAGCAGAACCAGGCCCUUGCUGCCCAGCAGGCUGUCCUCUUCGGUACCGCUUCAUCUUCGCCAAAUGAGCUGUCGCUGCAGAUCCCUGAAGGUCCGGUUUCUGGUCACGGUCAGUCCGCAAGCAUCUCGAACGGUUACGCGAACCAGAACUCGGGCUCUGGGCCGACAACUAUUGGUGGUCUGCUCGCUCCCAACACACGCGGCCAGCACAGCCGCGCGGUCAGUCUGCCUGUCCUGGCCCCAGGCUUCGAGAACGGCAACAACAGCCCCCACGGUUACCACAGCGGUGCCGGUGCCGGCUCUGGUGCUGGCGGCGACGACGGCGCCCGACGCGGCCACCAAUACCAAUCCAGCUUUGGUGGCUACGGCCUCGCCAUUCAAGGUGGCCUGAAUGGCUGGGUUGAGGAAGAGGUGGCAAACUAAAAAAGAAUACGGCUUGAAAGGAUCGGAUAUUCAUUUUUAAUGUUCGGCUCAUUAUGGACUUCAAGUAAAACUUGUCCGUUAUCGAAAGGGUUUCCAAACUGCUAUCUCUUAUAAUCACCAGAUUCCUGUGUACGAUCUUGCUGGCGGUGGCUUCUUCCGCAUCGUUGCACUUUUCUUUUUCCUUCUAUGUGCACGAGGACAAGACAUUGGUGGGCAUAAUAGGGUCCGUGGCUUCUGCCAGUCGCCAGAUUGAAAGUUGAAUGUUUUUUGUCCUGGGGGCAGCUGGAGUGGAUUGAUGUAUGAGAUACUGGGGAGGUUGUGUGUUAGCAUGGUGAUUUGAGAUGACGAGCAGACGAGACGAGAGAACAUUGGAGAUAAUGACCGAAAGCGGGGGCAGCAGCCAGAAGCAUGGUGACCCGAUGGGGCGGCCAGCACGCAAUAUGUAUUCAGGUACAUUGCGGCCGUACGGAUUGAGACGAAAGGCACGCACGCAGCACGCACUUUUACGUACGGCACUUGCAUUAUGUUCGCUCUGUACGGGCAAGGAAUGAGCCUGUACGUAUAAGGAUAGGAGUCAACGGAAUGCAUGGGAUGGGAAUGAAAUUGGCAUCAAAUCA
This is a messenger RNA of Diaporthe batatas, 4001 nucleotides long. RefSeq lists its product as uncharacterized. Bases 1012 to 3384 code for a protein of 790 amino acids. NCBI's taxonomy places the organism in Eukaryota, Fungi, Ascomycota, Sordariomycetes, Diaporthales, Diaporthaceae. Gene Ontology annotation, molecular function: mRNA binding. Gene Ontology annotation, cellular component: cytoplasmic stress granule. The record is from RefSeq and is a predicted model, not a curated record. The transcript has a single exon. Gene Ontology annotation, biological process: mRNA splicing, via spliceosome.